This is a messenger RNA of Orycteropus afer afer, 948 nucleotides long. RefSeq names its product olfactory receptor 8K3. Gene Ontology annotation, molecular function: odorant binding; olfactory receptor activity; G protein-coupled receptor activity. Gene Ontology annotation, biological process: G protein-coupled receptor signaling pathway; sensory perception of smell. NCBI's taxonomy places the organism in Eukaryota, Metazoa, Chordata, Mammalia, Tubulidentata, Orycteropodidae. The transcript has a single exon. Bases 1 to 948 code for a protein of 315 amino acids. The record is from RefSeq and is a predicted model, not a curated record. Gene Ontology annotation, cellular component: membrane.
AUGGACACACACAAUCUAACGAUGCUGAGUGAAUUUAUUCUGAUGGGAAUAACAGACCUUCCUGAGCUGCAGGCUCCAUUGUUUGGGCUGUUCCUCAUCAUCUACAUCAUCUCAGUGGUGGGCAACUUGGGCAUGAUUAUCCUCACCAAGAUGGACUCCAGGCUACAAACGCCCAUGUACUUUUUUCUCAGGCAUCUGGCUAUCACUGAUCUUGGUUACUCAACAACUGUGGGACCCAAAAUGUUGGUAAAUUUUGUUGUGGAUGAAAAUACAAUCUCCUAUUAUUUUUGUGCUAUACAGCUAGCUUUCUUUCUUUGGUUCAUUGUUAGUGAAAUUUUCAUACUGUCAGCAAUGUCCUAUGACCGCUAUGUGGCCAUCUGUAACCCCCUACUCUACACGGUCAUCAUGUCACAAAGGGUGUGCCAGGCAUUGGUGGCAAUCCCAUAUCUCUAUAGCACAUUUGUUUCUCUUCUUGUUACCACAAAAAUUUUCAACUUAUCUUUCUGUGGCUAUAACGUCAUGAGUCACUUCUACUGUGACAGUCUUCCCUUGUUAUCUUUGCUCUGCUCGAACACACAUGAAAUUGAAUUAAUCAUUCUUAUCUUAGCAGCUUUUGAUUUAAUUUCAUCCCUUCUAAUAGUUCUUGUUUCUUACCUGCUCAUUCUUAUAACCAUUCUCAGGAUGAACUCUGCAGAAGGCAGGCGUAAGGCUUUCUCCACCUGUGGAUCCCACCUGACAGUGGUGGUAGUGUUUUAUGGGACUCUAAUCUUUAUGUAUGUGCAGCCAAAGUCCAGUCAUUCUUUUAACACUGAUAAAGUGGCUUCCAUAUUUUACACACUGGUUAUCCCCAUGUUGAAUCCCUUGAUCUACAGCUUGAGGAACCAAAAUGUAAAAUAUGCCCUAAAUAGGACAUGGAAAAAAAUAUGUAAUAUAUUUUUUUUAAUUUGA